AUGACUUUGUCCAUUUCAUUUGCUGGAAUAUUUAUUGGCAUUUCAAUCAGUGAUGAUGAACAGAACGUGAACAGAAAUGUGUUCAGGUCACGUUCAGUUAUACAAGCUCACAACAGUGAAUUCGACCUCAUUUCUGGUCGAAGCUUCGCGAACCAGGCUGAAGAAGCCAGGAUUGUAGUCGGUGUCUCUGCAGGUGCGAUUGGGAGGAACCACGAUCGAAGUCCAAGCCAUCGCCGCGACAGAAUGACACCGGAAUCUAGUGGAGCCCCGAUCGAACCCUGCCACAGUAUCGACGGAACCACAGUAGAACCCCAGCAGAACCGAACCACAAAGGAACAUCAAUGCAACCUCAAUAGAACCCCAUCAAACCAAAGCAGAGCCUCAAGAAUGGAACCAAUACAACCCCCAAUAGAACCCAAGCAGAGCCUCAGCCACAAAGAACCCCAAAGCAGAGCCUCGGCCUCAAUAGAACCCAAAGCAGAGCCUCGCCGUCAUAAGAACCCCAAAAACCCCAAAGCAGAGCCUCAGCCACACACAGAACCCCAAAGCAGAGCCUCGGCCUCAAAUAGAACCCCAAAGCAAGCCUCAGCCUCAAUAAACCUCCCAAAGCAGAGCCUCAGCCACAAAGAACCCCAAAGCAGAGCUCCUCGCUCAAUAGAACCCAAACAAGCCUCAGCCUCAAUAGAACCCCAAAGCAGAGCCUCAGCCUCAAUAGAAAACCCCAAGCAGAGCCUCAGCCUCAAUAGAACCCCCAAAGCAGAGCCUCGCUUUAUAAAACCCAAACAGAGCCUCAGCCUCCAUAACCCCAAAGCAGAGCUCGCCUCAUUGAACCCCAAAGCAAGAGCCUUAGCCACAACAGCAGAACCCCAAAGCAGAGCCUCAGCCACAAUAGAACCCCAAAGCAGAGCCUCAGCCACAAUAGAACCCCAAAGCAGAGCCUCAGCCACAAUAGAACCCCACAAAGCAAGAGCCCGGCCCUCAAAGAACCCCAAAACCCCAAAGCAGAGCCUCAAUGAACCCAAAAGAACCCCUAAACCAAAGCAGAGCCUCAGCCUCAAUAGAACCCCAAAGCAGAAGCCUCGGCCUCAUAUAGAGCCUCCCCAAGCAGAGCCUCAGCCUUUCAGCCUCAAUAGAACCCCAAAGCAGACCUCAAGCCUCAAUAGAACCCCAAAGCAGAGCCUCCGCCCCUCAAAUAGAACCCCAAAGCAGAGCCUCAGCCACAAUAGAACCCCAAAGCAGAGCCUCAGCCACAAUAGAACCCCAAAGCAGAGCUCUCAGAACCCAAAGCAAAGCCUCAGCCUCAAUAGAACCCCAAAGCAGAGCUCAGCCUCAAAUAGAACCCCAUAA
Molecule: messenger RNA, 1347 nt
Organism: Penaeus vannamei (Pacific white shrimp)
Lineage: Eukaryota; Metazoa; Arthropoda; Malacostraca; Decapoda; Penaeidae
Source: RefSeq, a predicted model, not a curated record